This is a messenger RNA of Callorhinchus milii (elephant shark), 1513 nucleotides long. RefSeq names its product teratocarcinoma-derived growth factor 1 (gene tdgf1). NCBI's taxonomy places the organism in Eukaryota, Metazoa, Chordata, Chondrichthyes, Chimaeriformes, Callorhinchidae. Bases 39 to 923 code for a protein of 294 amino acids. The record is from RefSeq and is a predicted model, not a curated record. The transcript is spliced from 10 exons.
AUUUGGCGAGAAACCUUAGCGAAUGCAGACAAUUAGCAAUGAGAGACUCGCAAUGUACAGGGGAAGCGCAGGAGAGAACAUUAAAGUGGUGUACCAGGUACAAACCCCAUACCUCCCCUCAACUUCAGUGGCAUCACACAAGAUACCAGGAGUUCAAUCUGAUUCAAGAUGGCAUGAAAAAGACUCAGUGCUGUCCAUCGGAGGGGAUGUUGAACAACCAACUAGUGCGUAUCCUCCUUGGGGGGAAGUCUGGAGAAACAGGACACAACUUUAACAGUGGAAAACUGGAUAGCAAACGUUUUGCAGGAGAAAUGAACUCUUUAGCAGUUAUUGGAUUCCUUUUAAUGUCGCUGGUCCCUCUUAAGGCUGUGGAGCUUAGGAAUAACUGCGAAGGUGAGGAUUGUGAAGAUUGGGAAAUUGCAAAACCUUCCAGCCAGAAACCUUUGGAAAUAAGUCGUGAUUCUUUAACUAAAUUUCAUCUGAUCAACAGCCAAUCUCACGAACCUAGAACAUUGGAUCUUUCAAAGAAGAUUCCCUUCUUAGGACUGACGGAAAGUCGAACAUUGGACAAGAACUGCUGCAUGAACAGUGGGAUUUGCAUCCUGGGCAGUUUCUGUGCAUGUCCUCCGCACUUCACUGGCAGAUAUUGUGAAUUGGAUGAACGGCUAAAGACGUGUGGCACAAUUCUCCAUGGCGCAUGGGUUAUCAGGAGCUGUUCCUGGUGUAAAUGCAGAUAUGGGCGUCUGCACUGCAUUGACGCAUUUAAGGAGAUGGAAAACUGUGGUCCAGACCAGAAUGACCGCAAUGAUAACAGUGGCCUUUAUAAAUCAUUAUCUGAUGAUGGUUGCUGGCGAAAACAAACAAGAUACCUGCUUCUGUCGGUGAUGCUUCUUUGGCACAGUGUUUGCACUAUGGUUUUGUAAUGGUUUUCAUUUCACCCUAACAUUUUCUCACUGCUUCUCCUGAAAGUGCUGAUGUUUGCUGAAUUACAGUUCUAUGGGCACUGGCUGCCCUCUGCUGCUUUUCCCAAAUGACCAAUAUUUAUACGUGAACCCCGACAACGAGAAUCUGCAGACUAUUCACUGAUAGAUGAAUCCUCCUCCGAUCCUCUGCUCACACAUCAACGUUUUAGCAGGGGUCAUUGGAUAGCGAUCAGAAGUCCUGAAAUUUUACUUGGUCUUAGCCUUCAACACCUUCUUAUUAAUUUAAAAAUUGUGCAGGGCUUCCUUGAUCUCUUAAAUCUUAAAUUUAUCUUUAAUUUGGAAGCUGGUUCAGCAGUUCUUAUAAAGAACUGACUUUCAAAUUAAGGCAGGAUUGAAGAGUUUUUAAAGAAUUCUGUGCAAUCUUAAAGUUUAAGACAAAAUUGACCUGGCUGGAAAGCAUGCAAUGGUAAUAGUUAGGGCUGUAGAUCUGUCACUGCAUUUUUUAAAAUCUAAAAUCAUGGAGCAGUCAUGGUAAAUUUAGUAAAAGUCACAGGUUUAGGAGGAAAUAAUAAUAAUAAUAAUAAUAAUCC